AAAAAUAUAUUAACAGAAUUGUAAAUAUUUAUAUUCAUACUUAAAACUAAUUCCAUUUUAGGGUCUGCCGUGCAGCGUAAGCGGUUUGCUGUAUCGCAGCCCUACGAAAGGCGUACAGCGAUCCCAGAUUCCCCCAGCGCAACGGUAUCCAACCAUGCUACUGCGGUUGCAAGUGAACCAGUUUCUCUGGCUUCUUUGCAAAAGGAGCUGAGAGAAAUGCGGAGCGAAAUCCGUGAAUCACUGGGGGAAAUAAAGACCACCUUACGGGACCUAGAGGGUAAGGUGGAAAGAAGUUUCAAGGACUUCGAAAAGAAGAUGCCAGAAAGAGCGGAAAGUCAGGUCCAGGGGCAGCUGAUGAGGGAAGUGAAAGUGGUGAUGACAAGAGUUCACCAGAGUAUUGCGCGCAUCACGGGAGAUGCUCUGAGUCCUGAGUAUAUCAAGAUUCAGAGUAUGCUCCCAAUAACAUCGCAGGAUGCGAUUAAUACUCUGGAGGAGCUCUUAAAUACCAAGUCAUACGCCGAAGCAAUGCUAAAUAUUUUGCUGAAGCUGAGGGGUGCUAAAGGAUGCAUCAAAGGGGUGAUGAAGCGCGUUUACUCCGACGAGUUGCUGUUCCAUUACAACUUUGAGGGGAAAGCCAACAAAUCGGCGCUUUUGGGCCUCAAAAGUCUGGAGCUCAUUUUCGAUACAUUUAAUAGCACCCCGAAAAGCGAAGUCUUUGCUGAAAUUCGCAAAGCGGUUUUAAUGAGCCACAACCGACAUAAACAAGUAGUUAGAAAACAAAAACAAAAAAUUAAUAUUCAAAAUAACUAAUAACUAAAACUAAAAUAUUUCUAAACCUAAUUUUAUAAUGUCAAAUUACUUAAAUUCAUGUUCACUUUCACAAAACCAAAUUUAAGAAUGUAAAUAUUAUACUAAUUUAUGUACAUAAAAACUAAACCGUAAACUUUUCUAAUAACUAAACUAAUUAAUGUAUAUAAAUAACCAAAACUAAAA
This is a messenger RNA of Anastrepha obliqua, 993 nucleotides long. RefSeq lists its product as uncharacterized. Lineage: Eukaryota; Metazoa; Arthropoda; Insecta; Diptera; Tephritidae. The record is from RefSeq and is a predicted model, not a curated record. The coding region runs from base 217 to 810 and encodes 197 amino acids. The transcript is spliced from 5 exons.